Messenger RNA from Triplophysa dalaica, 12035 nucleotides. RefSeq names its product SH3 and multiple ankyrin repeat domains 1 (gene shank1). Gene Ontology annotation, cellular component: postsynaptic density; dendritic spine; postsynaptic membrane. Gene Ontology annotation, molecular function: ionotropic glutamate receptor binding; synaptic receptor adaptor activity. The record is from RefSeq and is a predicted model, not a curated record. Lineage: Eukaryota; Metazoa; Chordata; Actinopteri; Cypriniformes; Nemacheilidae.
CAGCUGAAUUAUGCUUUAAGUGAGUCAUUAAAAUACCAUUAAAGAAGUAGAGACUUGUGAGAAUUGUAGGCUAGUGGGGUUUUGGCACAUUGUUGGCCACAUGAGUUCAAGUUCGACUGAUGCCUUUUUUCAAUCAUUAAUUGUCAUUUUUAUUACUUUAUAAAAUGUGGCAAAAUAUUACAUUUAUUUUUAUAUAUUUAAAAACACAAUAAUUCCCUGCCCAAACAUAAUAAAAAAUGUAAUGGAUUUAAUUGUUAUAAGGGGAAUUGUAUAAGUAUGGAAGGUAUUAUGAUGUGAUGGAUUCUAUUGGUGAGCUGUUAUCUGGCAGAUAGGAACCAGUAGAACAUGAUUAAAUCUUUUUGGAAUAAUACCAAAAACACACUUCAAAAAGUUUUUUAUAAUGGGUUUAAUGGAAAAGCUAAUGGUUCAUAAUGGUAUUUUAAUGGAAACCAUUAGAAUUUCUGUGAUGCUUUCUAUUGUUUUUUUAUUAGGAUUGCCAGACCCCCAGGGGGCCACUGACCUCCUGCUUGACAUAAUAUAAAAAAAGACAACAGGAUGGUUGCAGUAUAAUGUGCCUUUCAGAAUCGGUUGUAGAGGCAAUUGUGUGUUUGGAUAUGUGUGCUAAUGUGGAUACUAUUAACUUUUUUCAGACAUUUCAGCUGAUUGGCUCAAUAAACGUUUUUGUAAGAUCCUCCACAUCUAAAGUGGAGCAACAGCAUCUGCCAUAGAGCAGCUGGGAGUGAGUGGCACUACAGAGACUUAUGUUGUUUCCUCUCCUAAACACAGUAAUCCUGUUUUGAAGAGGUAUAUUUGAAGGAGAGAUUCUCAAGGGUCUGAAUGUGCAUGGGAUUUUUUUAGUGGUUUUGUUAUCGAUCUAGGACAUUUGAGGUGUUACAACACUGCGCUGAGUAGUGCUGCGGGGGGCCAGGUCUUAUGAAAACAAGCCCGCAAUAAUCAACCUGGGCCCAUUUCGUGAUUCAGGAGAAUUGCUAAAUUUGUAUUGAUUUUAUUAUCCUGCUUAGUGUAGCAUUAUAAAGAAACAAGCCACAAGGAAUUAGAUUUUAAAACAGGUUGGGUGAUAUGCUCAAAACAAAGUGGGCAACUUCGCCAACACACAGAGUCAAUAAUUGCUCUUAUGCAAUGACAGAAGAGUGAUAAAAGACACCAAUGUGCCAAAAAACCCACCAAUAUAAUUAAUAAUUACAAUGAAAGAUUAUUGUUACGUUAGGUGUUUAAGUUGCUUAGCUUAGAUUAGUGUGAAACUGGUGUUGUGUAUGAGAGAAUGGAAGAAUAUUUACCAAUAUUUACCAAUACUUACCAACUAUUAGAUCCUUAGAUGAAAAUAAUAAAAAUAUCAAGUAGUUAAUGUGGAAAGGGCAAAACACAAGAUGAAAGAGGAAACAAACUAUGAUGAUUGAUGAAGUAAUAUAUUUGGGGCAACUCUCCAACAGCAGGUGGGGAUAUUUGACAGCUUCCAUUAGGGGUCAGACACUCUUUAUCGUGCUACGGAGGCCAAAAGCGAGGAGUAAAAUGUCCCACAAAUCUGUGACUGCUCAAAUUUAUGAAACAACUCAUGAACAAACAAGCCCCAAGUCGAUUACGAUACUCAGGCAUGGCUCUGUGUGCAGAAGAAGCUCUUCAUUGUAAUAACUGUGUGUGUUUUGCAUAAGGACAAGUGGGACACGAGGGCUACUGUAGGUGGAAGCCUGUGAAUGAGAAUCAGCUUCUUGCUGUGCGGUACCGAAGGGAGAGCGUCUGUUCCUAUAGCGACCAGCGGCGCUUUCCAGAUGGGAGCUGCCGACUAACUGAUUGAGUGAUUGUGUCUCUAGAGAUGAUGCCGUUGCCGUUGGUGCCACUCUCCCUGUCGCCAUGACGAUGCCGCUCAGCCCCCUCUCCAGCGACGACGAGCACCAAAGGAUGCUGGGAAACAGUCAACACCUAUAUCCAGGGGCAGAAGAAGAAGAGGAAGAGGAGGAGGAGGAAGAGGAAAUGGAUGAUGGCAUAGAUGAGGAAGGAGAGGAGGAGAACGGAGAAGUGGAGUUGGAUGACGAAGAGGAAGCGGAUGAUGAUGAUGACAUCAGGCGUUUGAGGGGUGGCAGGGAAGAGGGGCACAGGCAAAAAGGCACAAUGGCUGGACGAACCUCAGGAGACAGACAGAUGCGGCCCGGGAACCCGGGCCACGCCGCCAACCCUUAUUCCUCCAACCCUGGACCCACUCACCAACAGACAGGUACUCAGCAGCAGCAGCAGCAGCAACAACAACAGCAGCGUAAGCUGAGGGAACGGAGUUCUAGCAACCCACCUGAAGAUGCACAUAUAGCUAUGAUGGUGUUUCGCAUUGGCAUUCCUGAUAUCAAACAAACGAAAUGUCUGCGGUUUAACCCGGAUGCAAUAGUGUGGAAGGCAAAGCAGCAGGUGCUGUGUAGUCUGACCGAAUCUCUACGAGACGUUUUGAACUACGGCCUUUUCCAACCUGCAACUGAUGGUCAUGAUGCCAAGUUUUUGGAGGAGGAGAGGCCGCUGAGAGAAUACCCCCAAUCCUUUGAGAAAGGAGUACCCUACCUGGAGUUCCGCUACAAAACCAGGGUGUACAAACAGACAAAUCUAGACGAGAAACAGCUGGCCAAACUCCACACGAAGGCUAGUCUAAAGAAGUUCAUGGACUACAUCCAGACUGGCGCUGUGGAAAAGGUAUCCAAACUUAUAGACAAAGGGCUUGACCCCAACUACCACGACCCUGAUACAGGAGAGACCCCACUCACUUUGGCAGUACAGACAGAGCCGGGUGGAAAUGAAGGCAUCAGAGUUCUGGUGAUGGGGGGAGCUCACAUUGACUUCAGGGCAAAGGAUGGCCUGACACCUCUCCACAAGGCCGUCAGAACACACCGACACACUGCCCUACUGACACUGUUGUCUUUGGGCGCUUCUCCUGAUUAUAAAGACCGUCGUGGGCUGACUCCACUGUACCACACUGUGCUGAUUGGAGGCGACACCUCCUGUUGUGAGACCCUCCUGUACCACAGAGCCAAGCUGGGGCUCCGUGAUGAGAAUGGCUGGGAUGAGACCCAUCAGGCUUGUCAAAAUGGAAACUCACAACACUUAGAGCACCUGCUUUUUUAUGGUGCGGACUCUUCUUCCCAGAAUGCCUCAGGAAACACUGCCCUGCACAUAUGUGCUUUAUAUAAUAAGGAUAGCUGUGCUCGCAUUCUGCUGUAUCGAGGAGCCAGUAAGGACACAAAGAACAACAGUGGGCAGACCCCCUUUCAGGUGGCUGUGGUGUCUGGCCAUUUUGAGCUGGGAGAAAUCAUUAAGAACCAUCGUGAAUCAGACGUAGUUCCCUUUCUGGAGUCUCCAAAGUACGCCCCCCAGAGGAGGGAGAGUGGCCGAACUCUUGGGUUGCCCCAUCCUCACCCAUUCCUGCGGGCCAACAGUGAUAACAGCAUGAAUGUACCAGACUGGAUUGCUUUUCCCAACGCACCCGGAUCAAACAUUGUGUCUGUGCAGGGUCAGAAGCACGGCGGCACUUUGCGCAGUUCCAGCAGUCCCCGCGGUGCCCGAACCCGUUCCCCGUCCCGAGGCCGAACAGGAGACAGAGAUGAACGAAGCAGACAAACACGUGGCAGGCAAGGGGCGGGCUCCAUCAGUAGUCAGGGCACAGCGACCGGGCAGCGGCGACGUCUCUAUAGCGCCGUACCUGGGCGCGUGUUUGUGGCCACCCGCUCGCAUUCUGCCCAGGGGGACCGUGAGAUCAGCCUUAACAAGGGAGACAAAGUCAAAGUGCUGAGUGUAGGUGAAGGAGGCUACUGGGAGGGGACGGUUCGAGGACGCACCGGCUGGUUCCCUUCUGACUGUGUAGAGGAGGUUGCACUUCGCAGCCUGGACAAUCGCUCGGAAAGCCGCAGUGAGCGAGCCAAGCGACUCUUUCGGCAUUAUACCGUUGGAUCUUACGACAGCUUUGAUGCGCCCAGUGACUAUAUAAUCAAGGAGAAAACGGUCCUCCUGCAGAAAAAAGACAAUGAGGGGUUUGGCUUUGUGCUGAGAGGAGCCAAGGCUCAGACCCCUAUUGAAGAGUUUACUCCCACCCCAGCCUUUCCGGCACUGCAGUACCUUGAGUCUGUUGACGAGGGAGGCGUGGCUUGGAGAGCUGGUCUACGAAUGGGAGACUUCCUUAUUGAGGUGAAUGGCCAGAAUGUGGUUAAGGUGGGACACAGGCAGGUGGUCAACAUGAUCAGACAAGGCGGCAACAGUCUCAUGGUCAAGGUUGUCAUGGUUACCCGGAAUCCUGAUUUGGAGGAAGGGGUCAGAAAGAAAAUUCCACAGCAGAGCAAGAGACUGAGCACACCCGCUAUCGCCUUGCGCUCCAAAUCCAUGACAUCAGAAUUGGAAGAGAUGGCCUCUGGUCCAUGGAAAAAGAAAUCAGAGUUCGAGUCUUCACAAGCUACUGAGAAGAAAAGGACUGUUUAUCAGAUGGCUUUGAAUAAACUGGAUGAGAUUUUAGCUGCAGCACAGCAAACCAUCAGUACCAAUGAGGCUCCAGGUCCCCGUGUUCAGGGGAUAAAAAGAGAACGGGGCAGAGGCUUUUAUAAUGAGCCAAGUUUUGACCAGUCCGGAAUGGGAAUGACUUCAUCUGGGGCAGGGCUAGGCUACGACCGUGGUCAGUUUGUGUCUGGCCACGGCCCCCCGCACGGUAUGCUGCGACAGAAGUCCAUCGGGGUUCCAGAGGAGGAGAAGCAGCAUCUUCAUCCUCCAGCCAUGAAGUUUGCACGGAGUCUUUCAGUGCCCGGCCCAGAUGAUAUCCCUCCUCCACCUACUACAGCUCCCCCUGAGCCCCCAUUCUCCUCAGCACCCCCUCUUGGCUUUCGGGGCAAGACACCCCAACAGCCUUCUGUUUCUGUGUCCCAAUCCACUUCCUCUUCUGCACAUUAUCAGCUCUACUCGCAGUCAAUACAUGUCACCCAUGGAGCCAGAGAUAGGUCCCCUGGGCCACCAACUGGAUCUGGAACAGGGGACCAACCUCUUCCUUACUCUCAUGCUCAAGCUCACUCGUCUGUACCUAGCAGAACUGCCUCCAGGAAGGUGAUUGGGUACACAGGGGACCUUGCAGGAGCUGGAGGAGCAGCAGGGGCCAAGGCAGCAGCAUUGAGAAGGGGCUACAGCAAUGCAGUGCCACCCAGCAGUGUCGCUACAGUAAUUCCCCAGCAGCAGCAGACCCAGCAGACUACACAAAGCCAACCCUCCAGGUUGGACCGCAAUGCCGUUGGGGCAGGGGGUGUACCAAAAGGUGGUGGACGGAAAGGGAAGGGACCCUUGGUAAAGCAAUCAAAAGUGGAGGAUCUGCGUGGAGGCCAGGGCACGCUGGAAGGAAAGGGAUCAGUGGAGAAGAGCUCCAUUCCUAUUCCCACCAUCAUUGUUAAAGCUCCAUCUACCAGCAGUAGUGGUCGCAGUAGCCAAGGCAGCAGUGUGGAGGCUGAACCACCUCCCCCAGAAGAAAGUGACAGUUCAAAACCCCAACCAGUUGUUCCCCCACCUGCACCUUCUGUUCCACCGCCAGCGCCUCCCUCUAUGCCUGCUCCUCCACCUCCAUCAGCCUCAUCACUUCGUACUCAAGAGAGUUUGGACUAUACCAGCCAGUUUGGUGCUGCCAUAGUAGGGGCAGCACGCAGGGAUCGUGAACGAUUUCAUGAAGCACGAAGGAAGAGUGCCUCAUUUUUUCUCUCUGCUGAGGAAGAGUUAGGUGGAGUAGGAGGAGUCGGAGGACGAACCCAGACGUCUCAACAGCAGCUAAGCACUCAGCCUUCACCUCGCCUGCGACCAUCCAAAUCAAUAGAUGAGGGCAUGUUCUCAGGUGAUACCUUUAUCCACCACACACGCAGUAUGCCUCCUGCUUUUGGUUUGCCUGAGUACUCCUCACCUGCUCCUCCUGGGGACUACCAGCCUCAGUCUGUGCCUGCUGACUUCUAUGGAGCAGGAGGCCGACAACAACAGCAGCAGCAGCAGCAACCUUCCACCACAACCUUUAUUCACCCGCUAACAGGGAAAGUUCUAGACCCUUCAUCCCCACUAGGCUUAGCGUUAGCGGCACGGGAACGUGCCUUGAAAGAUGACGGACGCAUGCGCCGGGAAAGGACCUCAGAACACCACUUUACCCGUCAGUUGUCCAGCAUUGGAGCCUUUCCCUCAUCCACUGCGCAACCCACUUCACAUCUCUCCUACUCCAUGGCCUCGUCUUCCUCUGCCAUCUCCUCUGCUGCCCAGUCCGCCAGCUCCUCAUCUUACCUUGUUACCUCAUCCUCACUAGCUGCUACCACCACAUCUACUCGGCCUCCAUCACCCAGAAUCCUGCGUGGAGCAGGGAGCAGUUGGGGUGAGGAAACAAGGGUGGGAGAUCGUACGGAAAGGGAGGCCGCUGGUGCCUCUGCUCCCAGAGAAGGUCUAAGGGUUCGAUUCUCUGAAGAUAAAACCGUUCACACACACCACUACCAAUCUCAGCACUACCAGCCCACCUACAAGGAACGUGAAAGAGAGCGUCAGAGAGAGAGAUCAAGAGAAAGGGAGAUGGAGAAAGCGCAGACCCAGUUACAACAGCAGUCAGUUCAGCCAUCGACUCAGCAGCCUCGGCGCCCGUCAUUUUUGAGGAUGGAAAGUGAGGCUGGGUCAUACAUCCUUUCCCUAACACCUCCAUCUCCACCUCCAACAGUGGCCCCUACACGUCCUUCAGCUGGAGGAGGAGGUGGAAGUGGUUCAGGUUUGAUGGUUCUCCCUCCCCCAGCUCCCUCAGUGGAUGCCGAUGAUGAGUUUGUGUUUGCUGAGCCUCUUCCUCCACCGUUAGAGUUUGCCAACAGUUUUGAUCGUGGUUUGGGUUACCAUAGUAUGGUGUAUAACAAUCUGUCAGCCCGUCAACAGCGUCACCCAGCUCCUCCCCCACCACCUCCCCCGCCACCUCCUCCACCUCCAAAAGACUCCUUUAUGGCAGGGUUCCCCCCUCACACACCUCUGCCUUCACCCCAGGCAGGGGAUUCCACAACUUCAAGUCUAACUUCCUAUGACAGUGAGGUUGCCAACCUGACCCAGUCUGCCCCGUCUCCUUCACCAUCAUCCCCAAAUCCUCUCCCGCCUCCAUCUCCCUCCACGUUGCAACCUGCUGCACUUCCUCCACCUCCCUCUGUAUCACCUCCACCCCCACCCACAUCCUUCCACAGACCAUUUGGUCUAUCCCAUUCACAACAUCUUUAUAACAAUACACACCCGCCAGAGCGUUCCUCUCCAACGCCACCUCCCCAUUCUAUCCCAGCUCCACUUGCCUACCGGGGGCCCCCAGUAUCCACCCCUGCAACCUCUGUCUCUCUAAGAGGCUCCUCAACUGUGACCGCAAGCUGUUCCUCAACUGCUUCUACAACUGUUUCCGCUAUGACUAGUACGGCUGCCAUUGUCACCCCGCACACACGCAUGGCAACCGUCUCCACAGUAGCUACAGGAAGUAGCAGGCGGCCCAGUGCAGAGCAUCAUCCACCGCCCAGUGUAGCUGCAGCCAAGACCAGUGAGUCCCAGGAGACAGUAGUGGAUUCUGGCAUUGAAGAGUUGGACAGUCGAAGCAGCAGUGACCAUCACUUAGAUAGUAUUCUAGCACUAAGUGGGAGUGGGGUCAGAGAGAGGUUGGAGAGAGCAGGGUUGGGGAGCUUAGGUGGAAGUGGGGGCACAACCGAGUCUGACAGAACGAGUGGAGCAGACUUUUUAGAAUCUUACAUGAGCUACCUUGAUGGACAGACUUUUGAAAUGCACAAUGCCAAAGCCGCCAGCACUGCAUCCACCUACCCGAAAACACAGAGGUACAGAGAAGGCAGCCGGGCCGGAGAUCUACGACGGCAAACCAGCACAGCACCCCCUGCAUACCACAGACGUAGGGAGGAGGAAGAGGAGGAGGAUGAGGCACAAGAGGCAGAGGAGGAGUACAUUAAUGCCCGAGAUAGCUAUGGGAUGGGGGAAGGGCCAGGGAUCGCUCGUUCCUCUGUAAUGUACUUUGAUCGACCCCGCACUCCAGAGAUGAAACCUCUUUGGGGUGAAGGGUCGACCGGGGCUGUGCAGUCUGUGGGAGAGGGAACGGGCCAGGCUGGAGGGACUUACAUGGAAGCACGUAAGCUGCAUCCUCCCAUGUCCAGUAUGAAGGCCAGCAUCAUCAAUGAGCUAAACUCCAAAUUACAUCAGAGGAGCAAAGGAACAGAGAGCUGGGGAGCUCAGAAGUCAUUGAGCAGACAUAGGUUCUCGGAGGACUCCACAGGUGCAUUGAGUCCUCCUUCUGUCCGAUCUUCCUCCCCAUCUCCUGUUCAGCUCUCUCAGCCUGCCUUGUCUCCCUCCCCGACCCCUUCCUGCCAGCCAAUCUACCCGAACUGGGCUCGAUCUCCUUCUCCUCAGCCCCCUGGUAGCUCAUCCCAGCCUCCUCCCCGAUCCCACUCACCCGUUUCUCCCUCUUCGUAUUCCCCAUAUCCCACCUCACCCAAACAUCGUCCCGUGUACCGCACCAAAGCCCUAGAGUUCCAGUUUAUCCCCAGCCGCGAGUCCCGUAAAGCCGAGUCCCAUCACGCUCAACGCAGACGAGCACCCAGUCCCCUUAUUUCUCCUUCUGACCGUCCCAAGCUUGGCCCUCCCCGUCCCUCAUCGCUUCCCAUUCUCCCCACCACUCCCCUCUAUAGCAGCCUUUACGAUCUUCGUGGUUCCAUCACUCCACCCUCGCCUGCAAAUCCCCUCGGGGACCCCUACUUCUCCCCGUCUCCUCCUCUCUUUGCCACCUCAGGUGCUCCGCCGCCACCAAAUGCCUCUCUGGUUGUCUCUCGCUCCCUUUCCCCCACCCACUUCCUGUCAGGGACUUCCUCCCCGCCUCUCCAUCACAUUCCUCCACCCACUUGCCUGAGUUACCCCCACCUCCCUCCCCCUUCACCCACCAAGCCCUUUGCCUCUAAACCACUUCCAUACUGGACCAAGUACGACGUGGCUGAUUGGCUGGGUUAUCUGAACCUGGGUGAGCACAGGGAGCGUUUUCUGGACAACGAGAUAGAUGGCACACACCUGCCCUCUCUUACCAAGGAGGACUACCUGGACCUGGGUGUGACCAGGGUUGGCCAUCGCAUGAACAUAGAGAGAGCACUGAGGAGAGUGAUGGACAGGCUGUCUUCUAGCCCUUUCCCCGUUCCCGCCCUCUCCCCUCGAGAUGAACGGACAGACAGAAGGAGAGAUGAGGCCAACCGGAGCCGAGAGGACAGGUGAGGUGACAACAACCGCUGCCAUCCGAGAUUAUUCCCUGAAUGGAAGACAACACAAGAAGAGGGAACUUCGAUAUCAACCUGCUGACUCAGAGACGAUGAAGCAGGAGAGAGAUGGGGAAAAAGCGAGAGAGUUGAAGGCCUGAACUGUGAACAUGCCUGCGUUUACAUGUGCAAUUUAGUCAACUUAAACAUAAACACCCACAUACAUAUCCAUACAUACAAACAGAAAAUCAUUAGAGCUCACAGGCAUUCACAAUAGAAAUUAGUGAAUGAAUGACUCCACGAAGUGAUUUGAUGUAGUACAUAACUGAGCCAAAUAAUUUUGAGGGAAACAAUCAAAACACUCUUUAGCUUUUCUGUGGUUCUUUAGAGAUAGGGAGAAAGAGAGAUAUUUAGCCCAGAUUUGCUGUCUUUCUCUUUUUCUCAGAGUUUGAACCGAGUCUGUAUUACUGACUAUAACUUUUACUAUUGGUCUUUUAGUACAGGUUCACUGAAGACUGACGCAGAGAGGGCAAGUAGUGAAAAACCUCUUGUCCUGGCAUGACUAGUCCUUAAUAUAGAGCUCAAUUUAACAACAGGCACUUAUUUGGUAAGAGUGUGUUUAUGUGUGGGUUCCUGUUGCGUGUGUGUGUGUGCGCGUGUUCACAUGAUAAUGUGAAAGGUUGUCAUUAGAGGCAUGACCAUGAUUUGUUACGUGUUUUUACCUCACCAAUGGAGGGAUUCUAUUUUGUCGAGCCAGAUUGGGGCUGGCGUUGAUCUUGUAUUUCACUACAACUUUAUCUUCUCAUGUCUUAUAAUGGAAUAAUAUAAAUAUAUAUAAAUAUAUCUAUACAGACUGGUCACUGUAUUACAAACCCGUAGCAAAAAUAAGUGCCCAGGCCAACAGAACACAAGCUCUUUACCACACACACAGACACACACGUGCACAGAACAUCCUCACUACUACUGAUUCUGACAAAUACAUUGAAUUACACAUACAUUUUAUUUCUAUGAAAACAAUGGGACACAGUAAAAGAUCUAUCUAUGGAUUCAAGAUGAUGUUAAAACGCAAAAAAUAUUUUGAAAAAGAAAGAUGAAACAACAUUGUAAAAAGUAUAUAUAUAUGCAUAUAUAUAUAUAUACUGAAAGUUUAUCAACGUUUUUAUCACAGACUCUCAAUAAAGAGGCGACUGCAACUUCAACAAAUUUAUCGGCUAUAUUGAGGCUCCAUUUUAGAAGAGGAGACAUGGAGGAGAGGGAGAGGGAAAACCAAACUGCCUGUAUUUCUCUUUUCAAGUCACUCUCGCUCUCUCCUUCCAAACAACACUCUUUUUCUAUGGAGGCAAGGCAAGAUGAACAUGCACUCUGAUGUGGUCGAGGGGUAUGUGCUAAUACCUGUUUUAAUACGACGAUUGUUCCUAUAACAAUUUUUAAAACUGGAAAUGGGUCUGAAAUUCUGUUGCUGAUUUAACAAGAGACAAUGUUAUUUAUUGCAGUCACUGUUCUCAUCGUCCUUGCUGUCAUCGCUGUUGACUGAGCUGCAGUCAGAAACUGCUGGGUGUUUAUGCUUGACAACUUUUGUGACCACAUGCAAUGUGCUCAGAUCUUCUGUACAUGUAGGAUUUAACUUAGAAAAAAGGAUUUCAUAUCUAAUGACGUUCCCAUGCCCUUUCCUACAUUAUCAUACGGAAUAUUGUAACUUCAUUUUGUAUGCAAGGACUAUCUCUGAUUUGAUCAUAGAGCUUGUUUGUGACAGGACACUCCCUUUACAUUCAUAUUCAUUUACACAAACUUACAAUUGAAUCCGGUGACCUCCAGCCCACAUUGCAAAUAGAUGCUCAAUCAAUUAAAAGGGCUCCCCAUUACAUUGCACUUUCUCUUAUGAAUAAUUCCUUUAAUUGUUUCAUAUUUGCAGGCAUUUUCAGUCCAUGCAACCACCUUCAUAUUUUGAGGCUUAUCAGUUAAGAUUUCACCCCUCCAUCAUGCCCUGCUCAUUUUGCAUUUGUUCAUCCUUGCAUCAUCAUCAUCAGAUUACUCGCUUUACUUUAGUCACUUAUAUUGGACAUAAAGAUCGAAGAAAUAAUUGUAUUUUUGAUGUUUAAGCUGGUAAGUAUAGUAAUGUUGAUAACAGUAAGGACAAUGGAUAAGUUACAAUUCUAACGGUCUGAGAUGGAAAAAAUAUUCAGUUUUAACGAAUCUCUGUCUUCCAAACAUUGUUUAUUGUGUAAUCAAAUCAUGCUUUCUACACAUCCUGAUUUUCACCUUUCUUCAAAUUCAUCGAGCAAAUUGCUGGUCUAUGGUCUCCAGAAAAACAGACCCCCAGUUUUGUAAUGACCGCUAGAUGGAGGUAGCGUCACAUUUUUUUGUCAUCCCAUCUCAGACAAUGGAAGAAUGUCUUUAAUGGUUUGAAAAAGGAAUAUUGUCUUUAAGCCUCAAGCUCCACAGAGCUGAACUUUUCAAGGUUUAAUGCUUAUGAGCUUCAAAUCGCAGUAAUCUUCAAACACGCCUUCACACACUGCAGGGUUAAACACAAUCAUGCUAGUUACAUACAUAUCGAAGAUCACAGAGCCAUUAAUGGGUCUGGACAAAAUGACCCAGAAGAAGGUCACCUAACAAUUGAUGCAGUGACCGUCCAGGGUGUGCAGAAAGAAUCUCUUUUAAAUUCAAGAAAAUUAUGAACAGAUAAGAGGUUAUUUACAGAAUAUAUGUAAAUGAAAUAUUCAUAUACACAAAUAAAAUACAAAUGUUUUAAGAAAUGAAUAAAGGUUAUUAGAAUUAUAAUAAAUGAUGCAGGAAUUA